ACCGAGAGUGCUAGAGGCCCCCUCCUCCCAAGGCGCCACAGCAUGUGGGAGCUCCGGUCCAUAGCCUUCUCCAGGGCUGUGUUCUCCGAGUUCCUGGCCACCCUCCUCUUCGUCUUCUUUGGCCUGGGCUCGGCCCUCAACUGGCCGCAGGCCCUGCCCUCCGUGCUGCAGAUCGCCCUGGCUUUCGGCCUGGCCAUCGGCACCCUGGUGCAGACACUGGGCCACAUCAGCGGGGCCCACAUCAACCCUGCCGUGACCGUGGCCUGCCUGGUGGGCUGCCAUGUCUCCUUUCUCCGCGCCACCUUCUACGUGGCUGCCCAGCUGCUGGGGGCUGUGGCCGGGGCCGCCAUCCUCCAUGAGCUCACGCCACCCGACAUCCGAGGGGACCUGGCUGUCAAUGCGCUCAGCAACAACACAACGGCUGGCCAGGCGGUGACCGUGGAGCUCUUCCUGACCCUGCAGCUGGUGCUCUGCAUCUUCGCCUCCACCGAUGACCGCCGCGGAGACAACCUGGGCACCCCCGCCCUCUCCAUUGGCUUCUCUGUGGCCCUGGGUCACCUUCUCGGGAUCCACUACACUGGCUGCUCCAUGAAUCCUGCCCGCUCCCUGGCCCCUGCAGUUGUCACCGGUCUUCUGGAUCGGACCCCUGGUCGGUGCCAUCCUGGGCUCCCUCCUCUACAACUACGUCCUGUUCCCCCACUCCAAGAGCCUGUCGGAGCGCCUGGCCGUGCUGAAGGGGCUGGAGCCGGACACCGACUGGGAGGAGCGCGAGGUGCGGCGGCGGCAGUCGGUGGAGCUGCACUCGCCGCAGAGCCUGCCCCGCGGCAGCAAGGCCUGAGCGUGUCGCCGGCCGGCCACCCAGGCGCCGAGGAGCUGGGGUGACCGCCCGUGGGGCCCGGGACGAAAGGUCCUCCGUGCCCCUCCUCUGCCCCGGGUCCGGAAUCGUCCCCAGUGGCGAGUGCAGUUGCUCUGGGACCGAAAGGCCGGCCAGUGAGCAGGGUGGGAGGGGGCGCCUGGGAGGCUCAGGAGACUGUAGGUGAGGGGCGGACCCUUGUGUGUGUGUGUGUGUGUGUGUGUGUGUGUGUGUGUGUGUGUGUCGGGGUGCUUUGAAAGGGCUGCCCCAGGCUGAGCGUUGCCGUUGUCUGGCCUGGGCCCAGGUUCUGCUAGUGCCCAUGUGUGCAUAUUCUAUAUUCUAGCCCCACGUGCAGGGUUGUGUCUGCCCCUGAGCGUGAGCAGGUGCAGCUCUGGUGGUGUACAUGUGCCAGGCUGGCUGUCUCCCCCCGCCCAGCUAUGAGCCCGUUGACCCCUCUUUCCCCCACCUGCAAUAAAACCAAACCACAGUGGGCAACCCAAGAGUCCUUGCUGCCUACCAGCCCUGUGGAAGUGCUUCAAGGAAGUGCCCCCAGGAGAAGGUGUGGGUCUGGAGGGCUCUGGUCUCCAACCCCUACUCUGGCUCUCCUGGAAAGCCAUACCCUCACCACCUCCCACCCUAAACUUCAGCCCUGAACCCCAAGACUUGCCAGGAUCCAUUGCUGGAGCUGCCAAGCAGAGGGCAGCUUCCCCACAGUGGCCUCUGCAGAGUGGAGGGGUGGGUGGCCAAGACCUCCUCCCUUUUGGCCCUGAAAAGACCUCUCCCCAGGAGAAGCCUGGCCUGUAUACUGAUCUGUGUGCUCUCGUGUGUGAGUGUGAGUGUGAGUGUGAGUGUGUGUGUGUGUGUGUGUAUGUGUACUAGAGACCCCAGGUCCCAGCCCCCCCACCACCUGAGAUUAGCCUUGAUUGCAGCAGGAAGAACAAAGAGCCUUUGUAGGCCCCAAGCCUUUGUCUCCAGAGAGGGGGAGAUUUGCAACUAGACACUUCUUGAAAGGAAACACUCAUUUCGCAAGUGAACCCUCUCGCCCAGCACACACCUACAGCCAAGUGGGCAAGGCACUCCGGCAUGCAGCCACGGGCACCAGGCAACACCCCUCCAGCACCUGCCACAUGGCUGCCCCCUCUGUAGGCAAGAGCCCUCCCCUCAGGAAUCUGUUACCCUUCCUUCUCCCCACCCCCGAGCCUGCCACCCCAGCGCCUACCCCUGGGGCAGUUGGGGGGGAGAGGGGAGUGGGGAGGGCGGCAGGCUUCUAAACUCCCAGGCCCCUGCAGUGGUUCUCAGUUGAGAUUAGUGCCAUGAUGCAUGUAAAAGUUCCUGUGGAGGCUGUAAUUCCUAAUGCCAUUAUCGCUUGUUAUUAGGAUCAUUUUCAUUAGGUCUGCUUCCUGGGCGGGGAGCCACAGAAGGGCCUGACCCUCAGCCUCCUGUACCCAGGCUAGUGGACAGUCGAGGAGAGCCCUGAGAGCCCAAGGCUCAGGCAGAAGGGGACCUGUUUUGAGGGGGACCCACCUUGUCCAGCCUCUUGACCUCUCCUGACCCUGUGCUCAUGCUGGUUCUUGUCCCACCCACUUCCCCAGCCCUCCCUCUCAGGCCUGCUGCAUAACUAACCUAAGGUCAGACCUUGAAUUCCCACCUCCCUGCUUUCUAGGCUUCUGCCUGUGUCUGUCCCCAUGGGCAGUGCAGCAAAGCCUGCCUGGGCACCUGAGCUGGAGCAGGACUCAGGCCUCCAGCCACUGUCCCCUGCCAGAGAUGGACCCUGUUUGGGCAGCAUCUUUGUCAUUCCCACCAGAGCUCCACUAUCCCCAGCCCUCCCUUCCAUGCCCUCCCCUGUUUUCUUUGACCAACAUGGCUUCCUUGAGGGAAACAGAAGAGCUUCACUGGGCCAUGGGUGCUACAGAGAUGGCUCCCUAAACUGUCCACUGCUGGUGACAUCGCCUGGCCCUACUGCAGAGCAAAGGGUCUAGCCAGAGGCCAAGGUGACCUCCAGGACUAGGCUCCUGGUAACCCAGAGUUUUUGCUCUAGAAGUUCAAAGGCAACAACCUCCUCCCCAUCCCACUUCCUCCCAGCUGGGCUGGGCGCUGCAAUCCUUCCCUAGCCUGCUCACGGGUUUAGGGUUAAAUGAGCUCAUGUGUGCAAAGCACCCAGCAGGGAGGCUGGUGCCCAGGAGAUGCUCAGGGGGUGCCAGUUCUCCACUCCCAGCAGUUGGCAUCUUGCCCUGACCUCAGACAGGUCUCUAGGUAGAAUAGCACAUUGUGCUCCUGAUGGAAAGGUUGGUAGCUCCAACCCAAACCGUGGCGCCAAGAAGGAAAGGCCUGGUGCACUGGGUCCACCAAGAUUACAGCAGGGCUUGACCAUUCCCAAAGCCCUCCCUUAUCCUCUCCUGGGAUGAUCCCCCACUCUGUCAGAUAGGCAGAGCAAACAGUCUUCUUCCCAUUUUAUAGAUCACAAAACUGAGGCUAAGAAUCUGGCUGAAGGCCAUACAUACAGCUAACACACAGCGGAACCGAGAUUUGAACACAGGUCCUUUUGUUUAAAAAAAAAAAUUCUCAUGAUCGCUCAGAAGUCAAGGGGCACUGGGUCUGAGGAAAGUCCUAGGCUCCUCCUGGGAGUUGCGAGGCAAGCUGGAGCACCCAACGGGGCCUCCCAGCCUAGGCCAUUGUCUUGGCCUGGGCACAGAACUCAGAGGGGAGGGGCGGCGGCAGGGUCAAGAGAAAAUGACAAAAAGCCAAGCCCAGGGCUGGUUUCUGCCUUUGAAGAACUUCCAGGUUGGGGAAAAUAGAGGUCUGACACCCCCCUACACCAGGCAGACAGGGCAGCAUGGGAGGCCAGUGGAUAGACCUCCAGGUUCCCAACCUGCAGACAAAGAAGGUUCUCAGGUGAGGGCAGGGGCUGACUGACCACGAGGCCCAUUGCCUUUGGUUCCCGCUUUGUCCCGAAGACUUCACAUCGGCACCUGCUGCUCUGAUGUGGUUCUGUACCUUUAAGAUGGGAUUUUGUAUAGACACCUUGCCUGCCUCCCAGCUAGAUUGUAAGCCCACUGGGGGCAGGGAUCCUGUUGGUUCUUCCACGUUCUGCUCUUAUCUCCCCUUCCUCGUGUCUGCCCGACACGUGCUCUGCACAUAGUGAGCAUCAAUAAAUGCUGCUUGGAUCAGAGAAA
Echinops telfairi (small Madagascar hedgehog) is the source of this 4026-nucleotide messenger RNA. It is a transcript of the gene AQP2, whose product is annotated as aquaporin 2. Gene Ontology annotation, cellular component: apical plasma membrane; plasma membrane. Lineage: Eukaryota; Metazoa; Chordata; Mammalia; Afrosoricida; Tenrecidae. The coding region runs from base 43 to 882 and encodes 279 amino acids. The transcript has 4 exons. The record is from RefSeq and is a predicted model, not a curated record. Gene Ontology annotation, molecular function: water channel activity. Gene Ontology annotation, biological process: transmembrane transport.